GAGCUUCCCGGCCUUGGGCGCGUUGCUGCGCCUCCGGAACCGGGGAAGAGGCUGCUGAGGCGAUUCUGAGGGGACGGAGCGGCGGCGCUGAGAGGAGAGAAUGGCGACGAUGGCGGAGGGCUUGGAAUACCAGCGGAUCCAGUUAGCGGCUUCCGACUGGCUACUGUGGGACAAGAAUUCCAAAACCAGAGACAAUGUAAAGUAUCUGCUUGCAAAUCACAGUACAGAAGAACUCAGAAAAUGUUUUGCUUCACGGAUGGAAUUUGGGACUGCCGGCCUCCGAGCACCUAUGGGAACAGGAACAUCUCGGAUGAAUGAUUUGACUAUUAUUCAAACUACUCAGGGAUUCUGUAGGUACCUCGAAAAGAGCUUCAGUGACCUGAAGAAAAGAGGCGUUGUGAUUGGCUACGACGCUCGCGCUCAUCCUCCAAGUGGGGGUAGCAGCAAAAGAUUUGCAAGGCUUGCUGCGACAGCAUUUAUCAGUCAAGGCAUUCCUGUGUACCUUUUCUCCAACAUCACACCGACUCCUUUUGUGCCUUAUGCAGUGACUCACCUGAAACUUUCUGCUGGAAUUAUGGUUACCGCAUCUCAUAAUCCAAAAGAAGACAAUGGAUACAAGGUUUAUUGGGAAAACGGCGCUCAGAUAAUUUCACCUCACGAUAAAGGAAUUGCUCAAGCUAUUGAAGAAAACCUAGAGCCAUGGCCUCAAGCUUGGGAUGACAGCCUGAUUGAUAAAAGCCCCCUACUCCACGAUCCUUACGCAUCUAUUAACAAGGACUACUUUAAGGACAUACAGAAGCACUGCUUUCACAGGAAUAUAAACAAGGAGACAAAGCUGAAAUUUGUCCACACUUCUGUGCACGGUGUAGGCCAUGAGUUUGUGCAGUCAGCCUUUAAGGCAUUUGACUUUAGCCCUCCAUUUGCUGUUCCUGAACAGAAGGAGCCUGAUCCAGAAUUUCCAACAGUAAAAUAUCCAAAUCCUGAGGAGGGUAAAGGCGUACUGACACUGUCUUUUGCCUUGGCUGAAAAAGAAGGAGCUCGGAUUAUUUUAGCCAAUGACCCAGAUGCAGAUCGACUGGCUGUUGCAGAGAAACAAGAAAGUGGAGAAUGGAAGGUGUUUUCUGGCAAUGAAUCAGGAGCUCUUUUGGGCUGGUGGAUCUUCACUUGCUGGAAAAAGCAGAAACAGGAACCUGCUGCCAUCAAAGAUGUAUACAUGCUUUCGAGCACGGUGUCCUCCAAAAUCUUAAGAGCGAUCGCACUCAAGGAAGGAUUUCACUUUGAAGAAACAUUAACAGGAUUCAAGUGGAUGGGAAACAGAGCCAAGCAGCUCAUGGACCAAGGAAAAACAGUCUUAUUUGCCUUUGAAGAAGCGAUUGGAUAUAUGUGCAGCCCUGUGGUCUUGGAUAAAGACGGUGUCAGUGCUGCAGUCAUAACUGCGGAGAUGGCUGCUUUUCUGGAAACCAAGAAAUUGACUUUGGCUCAGCAACUGAAAAACAUUUACAAUGAGUACGGCUACCAUGUUACUAAAGCUUCCUAUUUUAUCUGUCACGAUCAGAAGAUUAUUAAGGAGCUAUUUGAGAAGCUUAGAAAUUAUGAUGGGAAGAACACUUAUCCAAAAACCUGUGGGAGAUUUGCAGUGUCUGGAGUACGGGAUCUAACUACUGGCUAUGACAGUAAUGAGACUGAUAAAAAAGCUGUGCUUCCCACCAGUAAAAGCAGUCAAAUGAUAACAUUUACGUUUACUAAUGGAUGUGUGGCUACCAUGCGAACCAGUGGGACCGAGCCCAAAAUCAAAUACUACUCAGAGCUUUGUGCACCUCCUGGAAACAGUGACUUUGAAAAGCUGAAGAAAGAACUGGAUGAACUGGUCAGUGCAAUUGAAAAAUAUUUCUUUGAGCCAGAGAAGAAUAAGCUGCAGCCCAAGCCAGAGUGAUACAGCUGUCCCUGUUUUCAUCUCUACACAAACAAUACUUUCUACAGUUAAUUGGAUAAUAUGUGUAAAGCACUUGUUUCCAUGAAUUAAGGGUGCACAAACGUGACUCUAAUUUCACUAUUUUGAAAAGUAUGUUUGCAUGUUUCAUCUGUCAUGCAUGCUCAUAUUUUGAGGGGAAAUAUGUCUUCCCUUGGCAAAUUCUCCUUCAACCAAUUUCCUGAUGAAAUUGCAUUUGGUUUUA
This is a messenger RNA of Podarcis raffonei (Aeolian wall lizard), 2174 nucleotides long. RefSeq names its product phosphoglucomutase 2 (gene PGM2). Gene Ontology annotation, molecular function: phosphopentomutase activity; magnesium ion binding. The transcript has 14 exons. Lineage: Eukaryota; Metazoa; Chordata; Lepidosauria; Squamata; Lacertidae. The coding region runs from base 101 to 1933 and encodes 610 amino acids. The record is from RefSeq and is a predicted model, not a curated record. Gene Ontology annotation, biological process: purine ribonucleoside salvage; carbohydrate metabolic process.